Molecule: messenger RNA, 1268 nt
Organism: Rhodotorula graminis WP1
Lineage: Eukaryota; Fungi; Basidiomycota; Microbotryomycetes; Sporidiobolales; Sporidiobolaceae
Exons: 9
Coding region: 1-1131 (376 amino acids)
Biological process (GO): 5-phosphoribose 1-diphosphate biosynthetic process; purine nucleotide biosynthetic process; ribonucleoside monophosphate biosynthetic process
Cellular component (GO): ribose phosphate diphosphokinase complex; cytoplasm
Molecular function (GO): ribose phosphate diphosphokinase activity; magnesium ion binding
Source: RefSeq, a predicted model, not a curated record
AUGAUGCACAACGGCACGAGCAUCAAGCUCCUCACCGGCAACUCGCACCCGGAGCUCGCCGCCAUGGUGGCCGAGAGGCUCGGCAUCCCCUUGACGCCGUGUACGGUCAAGAAGUUUUCGGACAACGAGACGUCGGUCCAGAUCGGCGCCUCGGUCAGGGAGGAGGACGUCUUCAUCAUCCAGACGGGCUUCAACCCUUCGCCGCACCCGUUCAACGCCAAGGCGCGCCACUACGGCCACGACGGCAACCCGGAGGAGUCGCGUCCGGGCACCCCUCUGCCGCCGCUCGCCCGCGCGACCGACCUCAACUCGCGCCCGACGAGCCCGUCCAAGCCGACCCCGGCACCGUUCAACGACCCGAACGACCUCCUCAUGGAGCUCCUCAUCCUCAUCUCGGCGUGCAAGACGGCGAGCGCCAAGCGCAUCACGGCCGUCAUCCCCUGUUUCCCUUAUGCUCGCAUGGACCGGAAAGACAAGUCGCGCUCGCCCAUUACGGCCAAGCUCAUCGCCAACAUGCUCGAGAUUGCCGGGUGCGACCACGUCAUCACGAUGGACCUGCACGCGAGCCAGAUCCAGGGCUUCUUCGAGGUCCCUGUCGACAACUUGUGGACCGAGCCGAGCAUGGUCAGGUGGGUCAAGGACAACAUUGCCGACUGGAGCGACGCCAUCAUCGUCUCGCCCGAUGCCGGCGGCGCCAAGCGCGCCACGACGCUCGCCGACCGCCUCGACUGCGACUUUGCCCUCAUCAACCGCAACCGGUCCAAGGGCGACGGGCCCGACGCCGAGGGCAAGAUGGAGCUCCUCGUCGGCGACGUCAAGGACAAGGUGGCCAUCCUCAUCGAUGACAUGGCCGACACGGGCGGCACGAUCAAGCUCGCGACCCAGACGCUCGUCGAGAAGGGCGUCAAGGAGGUCUACGCCCUCGUGUCGCACGGUCUGCUGUCGGGCGAGAGCAUGCAGGAGCUCGCAAAGAUGCCCAUCGUCAAGGUCGUCGUCUCGAACACGAUCAACCAGGCCGAGCACCUGAAGCAGGCGCAGGGCAAGCUCGAGAUCAUGGACAUCAGCCCGGUCCUCGCCGAGUCGAUUCGCCGGACACACAACGGCGAGUCGAUCUCGCUCCUGUUCAAGUAGCGUCGGGUCGGUCAGGAGGACGCGUCUCGGUGCGGGGCGAGGAGGAGGGGGACGGGGAAGGGAGGCCGCCAAGCAGUACCAAGGACUCUCUACUCUAUCUCUCUCGCUCGUGUGAUCAAUGCAUCUCAUUCCAUUUG